AACCCGGGUAAUUGGACGAACUUUUUUUAUGUUUAUUUUGGUGUUUGCGGCUAAAAUUAGUGCUGAAAAAGAGAAAUGGCGGUGCAAAAUAAAGUUUUAUACGCUUUUCGUGGUUGGAUUGCAUUUGUUGCAUUUAUGGAUUUGGGGACCGCCGGCCGGUCUUAUAUUGAGAGGAGAUCGUUUUUGAGCCAUAACGGUGAUGAGCAUUUGGAUGGCGACUUUACGCUGUCUCGCAUGUUGGGGAUGUACUCAGUUUUAAAAGCACUGGCCCUCAUACAUUGCACUCUCUACAUACAUUAUAGACCGGUCGUGUCAAUGGGCUAUUGGUCUCUAGUGCUUUCAAUAAUACUCUACUUCAGCGAAGCGCUGUACUUUCAUUCCACCACACUCAACUUCUAUGUUGUGUUCCCUUGCAUUUUGAACACUAUAACUCUUUUAGGAUUAAUUUACUUGCCAACAAAACUAAAAAUUUGGGGCACCGUGCCUGGCACCUCCGGCAUGGCUGUCGAAGUGGAAGAUGAGAACACACAAAUUUUAAGACAAAUGGGGAACUUCAAAAGACGGAAGGCUGGCUACAAUAAGAAUAAACACGUCUGAUCCUGGGGUUGCCAGUUGCGUGGAAAAUAUAUUGCUGGCUGUGUAGGUUUGUGCCCGUAGAUUUAAAAAAAAGACCAUAGGAGUGUUUGCAUUGGCUUGGCUACUUGUAUACAAGUUCAUAUGUCGUAGAUUUGAAGUAUGGCGUUUUUUAGCAGGCAGGCGGUUUCAAUAUGCUACCAUGUUCACCAGUUGAAAGUUUCUAUAUUUUAGCUUAAACACAAUGCAGAAUAUA
Molecule: messenger RNA, 829 nt
Organism: Hyposmocoma kahamanoa
Lineage: Eukaryota; Metazoa; Arthropoda; Insecta; Lepidoptera; Cosmopterigidae
Exons: 5
Coding region: 76-597 (173 amino acids)
Cellular component (GO): endoplasmic reticulum; membrane
Molecular function (GO): protein-macromolecule adaptor activity
Source: RefSeq, a predicted model, not a curated record